CCUUUCCGGCGACCCGUUGUAAAAUGUUUAGCAGCAGCAGCGGGCAGUUACUUUAAAGUGGCUACAGUGGAGCAGUUCAUGGCCUCACGGGUAAGAUCUGAUCUGAGAAGGGCUCCGAGCAGAUACAUGGACUGGCUGCUGCACUGACCGACACUUUUACUGGAAAGUGUAGCGUUAACAAGGCACCAUGAAGCCUCCCUCUCGUCAUCGGAUCUUGCCAUCAAAAUUUUUGCCCUCGAAAAGGAUUGAGUCAACUCGUAGGUCCUUUCAUGGGUGGAAAAACCAAGAGAAACGGAACCUUCUACAUGGCCUGAAACAGCAACAGAGGUUAAAUUCAGAGCUGGACCUGUUGGAGCUUCGAAAGAAAGUGCCCAAACGUACUCUGCUUGAGAUUCAAAAUCUGAUAAAGUAUUUGAGGACGCGAGUUGUGUGGCAAGUGCAUCGGCAAGUUAAAAAACAGAAAUAUGAGGAACAGAGGACCAAAGCUCCAAUUGAAAUAUGGGCAGAACUGGCAGAGAAAAUGGCUGGCAUCCAUGAGGAAACAAUAUCCUCUGCCUUUUCUCAAAUGCUUGUGAUUGCUGCCACAGAGCCUUGCAGCCAGCAACACUCUGAUCCCCCACGUUUCUGCAGCAUUCUGAGCCCUGCAGCCAACACCUCAAGCACGGUACCAGUGAGGCCCACAUCUAGAUCACAGUCUGAAUCUGAUCUGCCUGCUAAUCCUUCUACUGUAACAGUCCAACCUGGUAGAACCUGUAAACCUCCCUCUCAGUCACCUGGAAAAGAUGGAAAUUCAAGCUUCUCUGGCAAAAACACAAUGGGAACAUCUUCCAUCAUUCAGCCCUCCUCCAUUUCCAGAAUUGAGGAGGAUUCAGAUUGUGCACAGCCAAGUAGAAGUGUGGCAGGUCAAGCAUCAGAAAAGCCAUCCACACCCAGUUUGCCCAAAUCAGACCUCUGUCAGUUUACAAGUAGCCAGAAUCAUACAGCCUCAAAACCAACAUUACCAGUGCCCACUACAACUACUGCAUCUACUGCUACAGUCUCAUCAAGCUCUAAUCAGUUGGAUAAGCAGGGCAAAAGACAGUCUGAGCUGCCCAGAUCAAUGGGAAUGAAGUAUACAUUGGAUUUUGAGAAGAUUUACCAAUUUCUGAGUGAAAUUGAUCAACAAGACCGCAGUCUGACUCUUACUGCAAUGGAGAAUGCAGUGCUUUUGGACUUGUUGAUGUCUUUGCCUGAGGAGCUCCCCUUGCUUGACUGCAAGGAAUUGCAGCAUCAUCUCCUUCAGGUACACACACGUCUGACCACACCUCCUGUGACUGCAGUCUCCAUUCCCAGGGCUGACCAGAGACCUGCGCCUGCUGAGCCAGCCACAGCUGGCAUAACAAAACGGACUGCUACAGUUGAUCAGCAGGCUAAUUGUGCAGCAGGACAGAAUGUUCAGAAGGAAGGUCUUUCAAAUGUAGCGUCAAAACAAGGGGAUUCUACUGGAUUACCAGUGUCUGAAGGUGAAAGCUCUAGUCAGUCAUCUGCAGUCAACCCUCCAAUAGGUGUAGGAAAUUGGGCAGAAGCUGGCCUGUGUCCACUAAAUCCAUUCAUGGUACCAAUCACCCUGCUUAAACGGCAGGAGUCUUAGGAUAGUUGUUUAUUUAGCUCUGGCUUUCUGGAACUAUGAGGCUGGAAGAUGGUGAUCAUACAAUAAUUGUAUUCCAGGGUUCCACUCAAGGAUAGCGCACUGCUUGCCCUUUUGGAAGUGCUAAAACUUUUAUUUAUACUUUUAAACCAGAUUGGUUUAAAGUAGUUUGAAAAAUAUUCCCUUUUGUAUAUGAGAAUUUAUCAUAGAGAUUCACAAUAAAUCUGUUAAAUGCAGUUACAUGGAUACAUUUUUUAUGACAUGGUAUUUCGAUACAAAUUAGGCUGUGUAAUAGUGUGUAAUGUAUAAUGCUAGGGCAGGUAUUCUCAAGGUUCUUAAUCAAAUCCUUAAAAUCCCCAUCUUGUCUUGCACCAGACUGUUGUCAGUCUUUAGCACAAUGGUGCACUGUGUUUCUGUUCACUUGACUGUGUGUUCUACCAACCAUGCAUCAUAGGAUGUAGGCCAUAGGUUGUAUUUUGUUAUAUUUUUACUUUAUCAAAUAAAUGUAUUAUUUUGUUUGUGAAUUAUGUUCUUUGAAUGAAAUAUGCAAAUAUCGUUCAGUGUCUGUGUUAGGUAUUAUGUAUGUAAACAAUUGUUUCGUUUUGAUUCUUUCGAAACAGUUCAGUUUAUCAGCAGAUCUCAAAUGUCAUUGCAAUUCAGUUUGCUUAACAAUGACAUUCUUGAGGGUUAUGUUGAAGAAAAUACACUCGAUAUACAAAUGUGACUGUAGGAACCAGCAGCAUCCCAGCCCUUUUCCCCCUCAUGUAUCUUUCUCCCGUAUUAACUGCUGAUUUUCAGUCACUAACUAUAGGCAGGGGACAAUUAAAGGAAAAGGUUUAUAAAUAAAUCAAGAAAUAUAAUAAGUUCAGAUGCUUCCAGACUGGUGUACUUUGCAUUUUGCUCUCAUGCUUUGGUUUCACUUUUCUAAUUAAAGGGAAGGGCCACUGCACAUGAAUAUAAUCACUUUUGUCCUAUAAUGAAACAUUUCUGUCCUGAUGGGAGUGGUCUCUUCUGGCACAACAGUGCCCUCAUACCCCAUACAAGCAUUCACUGAAUAGUUUGAUGAGUAUGAAAAUGAUAUAAAUCGUGCCAUGUCACCAGGUCUCAACACAAUUGAGCACCUUUUGGGAGAUUUUAGACUUAGUUAUUGGACGGCAUUCUCCCCCACCAUUAUCAAAACUGGGCGUUUUCUUCAGGACGCAUGAAGGUGUAUCAGCUUGUAUCAACAAUUGGUUCCAGUGUGAAUUGUGUUGUCAUGUGCAAACAUUGGAUGAAUGGGCGCUGUACAGUUUGUUGACAAUGAAAAUGUUGUGAAGUUAGUCAUUGUAAAGUUAAAAGUUAUUGCCUCCUUAGACUGUAAACUUUGGAGUUGUCACAUACUGUAACAAGGACACCUAGUGUCACUGCUGCGAAUCACCACAACCUAUUUGACUGCUAAAAGCACCCUCUUGUGGACAGUAUUUAGCCAGCUGAAUGUGAGUAAUUUACAAGCCAGAUGAAUAUGCUUCACACAUUUAAAGAAAGGUUUUUUAUUGAUAAGAUAAAAAAGCAUUUAAUAAAUAGUAUUGGCUAGUGUUUUUGCAAUUCUUUUUUAUGAAUUGCACGCAGAGAAAGAUUUCAUUUCAGGUUCAUGGAGUUAAAUCAAAACAUUUACUGCAAAUGUUUAUAGUGAUUAUGAAUGCAAAGUCAGCCUAGAGGGGGAGGAGGAAGUACUUUACAUUUUCUGAACUCUAAAUAGUAUUAAAUUAGUGAAUUGGUCCCAAAGAUUACAAGUGGAUUUAGAGGUGAGAACUAAUACAAGCUUUCAACUUCUUCUUCUUCUUCCGGCUGCUCCCUUUAGGGGUUGCCACAGCGGAUCAUCUGCUUCCAUCUUGCCCUAUCCACUGCCUCCUCUACUUUUACACCAACCAUCUCCAUGUCCACCUUCACUACAUCCAUAAACCUUCUCUGAGGUCUACCUCUUCUCUUUCUACCCGGCAGCUCCAUCUCCAACAUUCUUUGACCAAUAACACAAUAACAGUAACACAAGCUUUCAA
Messenger RNA from Pygocentrus nattereri (red-bellied piranha), 3663 nucleotides. It is a transcript of the gene snapc2, whose product is annotated as small nuclear RNA activating complex, polypeptide 2. NCBI's taxonomy places the organism in Eukaryota, Metazoa, Chordata, Actinopteri, Characiformes, Serrasalmidae. The transcript has 5 exons. Bases 188 to 1630 code for a protein of 480 amino acids. Gene Ontology annotation, biological process: snRNA transcription. Gene Ontology annotation, molecular function: RNA polymerase II general transcription initiation factor activity. The record is from RefSeq and is a predicted model, not a curated record. Gene Ontology annotation, cellular component: nuclear body.